UGUUCAAACAGUUGCGGGCGGAAACAAAAUGUCUCAGUGCGGCGGUUCUUCGGGCUGCCGGCUGUUUUUGCAAGUCCGGAGACAGCCUCUUGCAUUGCUCCUGGGACAGCUGCUCGCCACGGGGCUAAUCCAGGCCGAGAGGGCUGACGAGGCCCCGCCUUCAUUAGCAGAUAGUACUAGCUGUAAACAGUUGAAGAUAAUGAAGAUAAUGCAUAAUACGGAAUCAGCUUGUUUCUGCUACAUUCCAAAUGGAACAAUGUACUUACAAAAUACUUGGUCAAGUAUUCAGGUGUUCACAAACAGCACUGGAUUAUUUCAAGUGGUGUAUAUCCCAGAUGAGCGUGACUGCCAAAAUUCCGAACAUUUGCUCGAUUUCUUGAAGUGCCUGAUUAGCAAUAUUUGGCAGCCUAGUAUGUCUAAUCAAACGCUCAUAACAGUGGACCAGUAUGUUGGGAAAACAUGUUUCAGGAUCGAACCAACAAAUAAAAUACUCUACACUGUGAGAGUACAACAAAAGAUGUUGGAUAGCAAACUCGUUCUGUUAUUUGUUGCCGGUGGACUUCUUUUUCAUUUUGCCUAUAACCUGAGCAGAAGUAAUAUCUUCUAUUAUUCUGCUGGGAUAGCAUUUGGCAUUUUCAUACCUCUAGUCUUUCUCGUUUUCAUGCUUAAAAGGUUUAUUCCCAAGCUAAGUACCUUCUGGAUUUUAAUGAGUGGUUGCUGGUUCUCUUCUCUGUAUAUGUUCUAUGUUUCAAGAGAAAAACUGAAAUGGAUGUGGAACAAUUCUACAUAUUAUAUACUGGGGUAUAUUUUAUCAGUUGGAUUGAUCUCUUUUGCUAUUUGCAAGAAGCACGGGCCACUCGGCAGCCAGCAAAGUAUGAACCUCUUGAUGUGGAUGUUGCAGCUGAAAGGCCUGAUCUUAAUUUAUUUUGGCAUUGCAAUCCCCUGGGUGGCCUAUGCAGUCAUAACUGCUAUGCUCUGUACAAAACUCCUGCAUUAUCCCCUUCGAGCAUCCUGCUAUAUUGGCAAAAAAGCUGCUCAGUAUUUCCACCCAGAAAACUUGGAGACUCGUUAUCUGACAGAAGACGAAUACCGGGAACAAGGAGAAACAGAGACCGUGAAGGCCCUGGAGGAGCUGCGCAUAUUCUGUAGGAAUCCCACUUUCCCCUCUUGGGUAGCUGUGGUCAAACUGCAAUCCCCACAAAAGUUUGCAAGCUUCGUUCUAGGUUCUCCUCAUGUAUCUGCUGAAGAAACGACAGCCCAUGAGGCACAGUAUGGCAUCGGAGGAGCCCUCCUAGAGCAACAGCUUUUCCAGCCAGAGACUGAGGCAGAACUAGAGCCCCAUAAUGCUUCUGCUGAGGUGGAGGAGAGAAACAAAGAGGAGGGACUGAGACUGUUACAACCAAACCUCCGGCACUUCCACAGUAGAGAAUUUCUUUGAGCUGAUGCCCAGGUCAGCGGAAACAUGUAAUAACACGCUUUUUGAACUGUAGAGGGCAGUCAAGACAUUUUGAAGGACUUAACCAUGACUUCAUUGGUUUCCAGAAAGCAGUUAAGUUUGCAAAGCCAUCAUGCCUAGGGUUAUGUAAGGAGAGAAUCCAGGCACAUCUGAACAAUACCGGACUUAGCCAUCGUCUCUGCUUAGAGAAACAAUUUGCUGAAGGUUUGAUGAGGCAGCCUGUGGAGGGCAAGGAAUUCCUCUCAGUUUUCUGCCAAUUUACAAGUUCACUUUAUAGCAGUCUCUUUUAUUUGCCUGAUCCGUUGAUUUCUAAGUUUGCACAUUAACCCAUGGUGUGCUUAACUCUCAUUUGCUGAGUUCACAGAAACACAUUAAGCCAUAAUCUUUGGUUUGUAAACCACAACGGCUGCAAACCAACACACAAUCGCAUUGCUUGGGAAAAUCCAGUGACAACUGAUGUUGGGAAAAUGAACUGAGAAGUUGACGUUAUUGGCAAUUAACCACUUUAUGCUAAUUAUUUCUCCCCAGUAAUUGGGAUAAGCUGAAGCCGUGUUGUUUCAGCAUAAUUUGCAAAUAAACUGAGCGUUCUAGAUAUUACAGAUGCCACAGAGCACUCAUCUUUAGAAGAGCCAAGGAAAAUGUUGGAGCAUAAUAGUAGUAG
This is a messenger RNA of Protobothrops mucrosquamatus (brown spotted pit viper), 2117 nucleotides long. Its product is annotated as nuclear envelope integral membrane protein 2-like. The record is from RefSeq and is a predicted model, not a curated record. Bases 29 to 1438 code for a protein of 469 amino acids. The transcript is spliced from 9 exons. NCBI's taxonomy places the organism in Eukaryota, Metazoa, Chordata, Lepidosauria, Squamata, Viperidae. Gene Ontology annotation, cellular component: nuclear envelope.